Messenger RNA from Acanthopagrus latus (yellowfin seabream), 3108 nucleotides. RefSeq names its product pumilio RNA-binding family member 3 (gene pum3). Gene Ontology annotation, molecular function: mRNA binding. The coding region runs from base 88 to 2055 and encodes 655 amino acids. NCBI's taxonomy places the organism in Eukaryota, Metazoa, Chordata, Actinopteri, Spariformes, Sparidae. The transcript has 18 exons. Gene Ontology annotation, biological process: regulation of translation. Gene Ontology annotation, cellular component: nucleolus. The record is from RefSeq and is a predicted model, not a curated record.
UCUGAUUGGACGCUUGGUACCGUAAAUCGUGUUGGUUACAGAACGCAUGGGACCGAGCAGGGACAGCGUGUGUGCACAUCUGAAAUAAUGGAGGCUAAAUCCAAAAAACCCUUUUCUCCUAAAGGUGGAAAGAAGUUUACACCGAAAGGAAAAGAUUCCAUAGGGACCAAAUUUGGAGGAAAACCAGGCAACAAGCCGGGUGGUAAAAAGCCCUUCAAACCAUACAACAACACAGAGAAGAAGAGCAGACCAGGGAAGGGUGGAGAUGCCGGCAAGAAGCAAAACAAAUUUGUGGUGUCCAAAGCCGGAAACGUGCAGCAGAAGAGGAAACUUCCUUUUAAGGGGAAAAAGGGAGGAGAGGGAGAAGGUCCAGCAGCUAAGAAGAUGAAGAAAGGUGAGUUUAAGUCGAAGAAGGAGCUGACAAAGGAGGAGCUAACACAGAACAGGCAGCAGAAGAAGAAGGAGCUGAAGAAGACCAGGCAGCUGGCGGAGAGGAAGGACAUGUUCCAGAUCAUCUGUCAGGCCAAACAAGUGUGGGGAGACCUCAGGAGAAAGAAGUGCGACAGUGACAUGAAGAAGAAACUGAUGAAGGAUCUUCAUGAUCUCAUCCGUGGGAAGGUCAAACAGAUGGCGUUUGCUCAUGACUCAGUCCGAGUGCUGCAGUGUUUCAUCCAGUUCGGCAGCCAUGAACAGAGACAGGAAGUGUUUGAGGAGCUGAAAGAUGAUGUCAUUGGUUUGUGUAAGUCGCAGUACGGCAAACACAUUGUGAAGAAACUGCUGAUGUACGGGAACAAGGAGCUGUUGGCAGCUGUGGUGCAAACUUUUAAAGGUCACGUGCGGCCGAUGCUUCGCCACGCCGCCGCCUCCUCCAUCAUCGAGUACGCCUAUAAUGACAAAGCCGUGCUCGCACAGAGACUCAUGCUCACUGAGGAGCUGUACGGGAACACAUUCACAUUGUGCAAGUCGACAGUGUGUAACACCAUCGAGAAAGUGAUCGAGGGAAACCCGGACAAGCUGAACAACAUCAUCGAUGAGAUGAAGCAGAUUCUCACACCCAUGGCCCAGAAAGAACAAGUAAUCAAACACUCUCUGGUCCACAAAGUCUUCCUGGACUUCUUCCAGUAUGCACCUGACAAACAGAGAACGGAGAUGAUCGAGUCCAUCAGAGAGUCGGUCGUCUACAUGGCUCACACACACGACGGCGCAAGAGUGGCGAUGCACUGUCUGUGGCACGGGACGGCCAAGGACAGAAAAGUCAUUAUCAAAACUAUGAAGACGUACAUGGUGAAGUUUGCCACGGGGGAGUUUGGUCACCUGGUUCUUCUGGCCAUAUUCGACUGCGUGGACGACACCAAGCUGGUCAAACAGGCCGUGCUCUCAGAGAUCUUGUCGUCUCUGGAGGAGGUCAUCAGUAACAAAUAUGGCAAGAAGGUUUUGCUGUACCUGCUGAGCCCCAGAGACCCUGCUCACCUGCUGCCGGAGAUCAUCAAGGUGCUGGAGCAAGGAGACAAAAACACACACAGUAAAAAGGACAUGAAGCUUCGGAGGAAGGAGCUGCUGGAAGUCGUCUCCCCCCCACUGCUGGAACAUCUGCGGGACCAUGCUGACACCAUGGUGACGGACAAGGCGACCAGCGUCACCGUCAGUGACAUCCUGGCGUCAGCCUGCGGGGACCUGCGGCCCGCCAUGACGGCCGUGGCUAAGUUAGCCAAUCAGGAACUAGUGCCAGGAGGGACCGGCGGACAGCUUCACAUGGCCGAGCAUCCUGCAGGACACCUGGUGCUGAAAUGGCUCAUCGAGCAGGACCUGACGCUGGAAGAGGCUGGCAAGGAAGAGCGCUUCAGCAGGAUACUGGUGGACACAGUGGGGACGGACAAACUGAAGAGCUGGAUCAGAGUCAACAGAGGAGCUAUGGUGCUCUGCUGCCUCCUGAACAGCUGUGACAAGUCCGUGGCUGCGGAGGUGAAGGCAGCGCUCGAGUCCAUCAAAUCAGAGCUCAGCAGCAUCAGCAACAACAAAGGAGCAGAAAUCCUGCUGGAGAAUCUGAACAAAUAGACUUUUUCUAUUCUAAAUGAACUGGUGAUGUUGAAAGCACCACUUCUGUGCUGCAGACUGCGAGUUUUGUCUAGCUGCAAAUGGGAAUGUUUUCAGGAAGUGCACACAACCUGGAACACUGAUGCUUCAUUUCAGUCCCUGAUGGAAUAAUGGAAGUGUUCGGAGGACGAAGUGAUGCUGCGAGAAAACUGGUUCAACACGAAGAUGCUCCUUGUGUGUAGGCAUUCAUUUGAAAGUUUGUACAACACAUAAUGUAAAUCUCCAAAUGCUUCUGUCGUACUCAUUGCAUCAGUAAAAGAGUUUUUUUUUUAAUUUAAAUACAAAUUCUCUGUUCUUUCCAGUCACUUCUUUCAUUUAUUUACAAUCACUGUUAAAACACUGACAAUGACCCUCAGCAUUUCUUUCACAUUUAAAGCCUACUUGAGAAAAGAAGUCCUACACCCUUCAAGUGUCUGAAGGCUUUUAAAGUGAUGCGUCUGCAGCAAGUGUUUCGUUUCAAUGACCGGGCUUAAUGCAGGAUGAAGAAAGUGCAAAUGUUCAGUUUAUUAACUCAGAGCAGCCAACUGGUCUUACUAAAGUAUAAAAGAACAUUUGAGAAGUUCUGGUUCCAUUUGCAGUUGAGGUAAAUACAAUGUUGAAAACUAUCGAGAAUUUACAGAUUGAAGAGCUGGACUGGGUCUCUGCCGUCCUCUUGUGGAUCCAUCCAUGCAGAUAGUUUUGGUUCUUUGUGGUUUCUGCCAGAGGUGAAUGGAAUUUCAUUUUGGUGCUCACAGCACAAUUGAAAUUAAAAUUUGUAAUUUCACCGGCAGUGUAUGUUUUACAGGAACAGUGUACCUGUUUCUUAAUACAAAUCAGAAAUUGACAGCUUACAACCAGGACAAAACAAUCUGGAUGGACACACACAGUAAAGGUUUUACCAGCACAGUGCUGUUUGUUUGUGUCAUCCUCAUCAUCAUCUGGUUUUGGAUUGUUUAUCAGAUUUUGUACCAUGUGAGUGAUAAUUGUAUCAACUUAAAAGAAAAUGUGUUUUCAAAAUAAAGAUUAUAAUUAGUA